Messenger RNA from Dunckerocampus dactyliophorus (ringed pipefish), 1718 nucleotides. RefSeq names its product selenoprotein L (gene selenol). The transcript is spliced from 9 exons. NCBI's taxonomy places the organism in Eukaryota, Metazoa, Chordata, Actinopteri, Syngnathiformes, Syngnathidae. The record is from RefSeq and is a predicted model, not a curated record. Gene Ontology annotation, molecular function: antioxidant activity; oxidoreductase activity.
GCAGCUGCUCUCCGAUCACAUGAUUAAUCCGGAAGAGCUUGAUCUUGGACUUCGGACGUGUUUUAUUUGAAAGCGUCCAGAAGUUCUUCUUUGGACAUGGAUGAAGACGUGUGCCAGGAGGUGGAGACCCUCCUGGUCGGCCUGAAGCAGCUCGUCAACCUGGGCAAAGUUCUAUUGCAGCAGGCCAAGAAGGACUCUGAAGCCUCGCUGGAAAAGUUUGUCCCUCACAAAAUCGCGACUUUAUACGGCCUGAUCGCAGCCGGAGCAGACUUCUACAAGAGCAUCGGCGUGAAGAAGAAGACGGAAGCCGAGGCCUUGUGGAGGAAGUGGUACCACCGUGCAGAAGUACGGGAGCAGGUGGACGAGCUGCUGCAGCUCGAGAGCGAGUGGGACUCCUUCCUGCAGUUUGUGGACGAAGGCCUUCCUCCGUCGUGGAGCGCCGCAAAUGCGGGGGUAGACAUCUUCAGCCGUGAAGCUUUGCUUACCGAUGGACGCAGCGGGAAGAGCGUGACGCUGGACCAGUACCGCUCUCAGGGCCAGAAGCUUCUGCUGGUCCUCAUCAGACACUUUGGAUGACUGCCGUGACGCGACCACGUGGCCGAGCUGGAGGGCAGCCUGGCUGCCUUGGAGGCUCGGUCCGUGAAGGUCUUGGUGGUGUGUUUCGGCUCCCAGGAGGGGGCUCAGCUGUGGCUGCAGCAGACGGGAUGCACUUUGGACAUGGUGCUGGACUCCCAAAGAAAAAUCUACAGGAGUUUUGGGCUCGUCUCGUCCUACGCCAAGGUCUUGAGCUUUGGCACCCUGCUCCAGUAUUCCCAGUAUCCAGUUGUGGACAGAGAUUUCCCUGAAUUCCCCCUGCACCUCCUGGAAGACCUCUACCAGAUGGGAGGAGACUUCCUACUGAGCGACACCAACCAGAUCCUCCUGUUCCACCAGUGCAAAACCCCGAUGGACAGACCCUCCAUCAGCCGCAUCCUGCAGGCGUGCGACUCCGCCAGCUAAGAAAGCUCACAUGCAGGCCUGCCAGAUCAGGUCAGACCACUUUCAACACGAGGUGAGCGGCGCUUUGACCCACCUUGAUGACGUCACGCCUUGCCCUCACGCCAACGUGAUGAGGCGCGACCGAUGCCGAAGAGUGAGGCGAAGAUGUCGACUCCUUGUUGUUAGGUCAGUGCUUUGAUCGAUCUGUUUUUAUGUCCAAUCAUUGAUUUGAAAGUGGAAAAAAACCUGAGGAGUUGAAGUUUGGCGACCCCGUGUGGUCAUGACGGGUAAUACAGAUUGUAAGACUUGAUUUGCAAAUGAAAUACGAUUUGGAUAAUCAACUGUUUUGAAGUCAAAUGAUAUUUGAAGUCAAUGAUAGUACAAUUUGUCUGGGCAUGACGAUAUUUAAUAAUGACUCAUGCCAAGGAUGCAUACUUUCAUCUUUUAUUGUGCAAUUGUUACAUCAUGGGCAGAGCUGAGUCAGCCGUCCAACACGAGAGUCACGCCCUGCAACCGACCUUGCUGAAAUAUUUGUAAAUAUCAUCUCAGCCCUCAGACACCCAAAAGCCACCUUUUAGCAAGAAAAAGUGUGUGGAAGUACAACAUUGCAGGUUAACAUAAUCAGAGAAAUACUAAUAUGACAUUGCUAGAAAACAGGCUUUAAAAUCAUUUAUUCAAAAAAACUAUUAAAACAUUCUGUGGUGCAUAAAAAAGUGUCCUAAACGUGCAUUACUUUUUUU